Messenger RNA from Argentina anserina (silverweed cinquefoil), 1026 nucleotides. RefSeq names its product chaperone protein dnaJ 10-like. The transcript is spliced from 9 exons. NCBI's taxonomy places the organism in Eukaryota, Viridiplantae, Streptophyta, Magnoliopsida, Rosales, Rosaceae. Bases 1 to 1026 code for a protein of 341 amino acids. The record is from RefSeq and is a predicted model, not a curated record.
AUGGUGAGGGAUAGUGCAUUUUAUGAUAUAUUGGGUAUCGAUGUUGAAGCCUCUAAUAUUGAGAUAAAAAAGGCUUAUUAUCAAAAGGCAGCAGAAGCUCACCCAGAUCAAAAUCCUGGAGAUCCAAAGGCUGCCGAAGAUUUUAUAGCACUUGCUGAAGCUUUUCAGGUCUUAAUGGAUCCUGAGAAGCGUGGAUGGUAUAACAAGCAUGGAAAGCUAUGCAUACCACAGGACUACUGGUUACACAGUCACUCUGUGUACGGGAUGGUUUAUGGGAAUGAAUGCUUUAAAGAUUACAUUGGCGAACUUGCUUUGACAACUUUCUCAUUUUUUCUUGAAAUGGAAGAAGAGACAGAAGAUCCUGAAGUCCGUAAGAAGAGGGCUUGGGAGACGACACAGGCAUUGUUGAAGGAAAGGCAUGAAAAGCUAACAGAGAUUAUGAUAGAUCGCAUUCAACCAUAUGUUGACGGUCAUAUGGAUGAGUUUGAAAAAGCAAUUGAUUCAGAAGCUCGACGCCUAUCAACAGCUGCUUUUGGAGAGUGUCUUCUAUAUACAAUUGGUAUUGUAUACAUAGCUAAAGCUGCAAAAGAACUGAAGGGAAAGGAGGAAGUCGAAAGAGCAAGGUGGAUCAAAGUUAAAGGUCCCAAAGGAUUCGAGUUGAGGUCCCAAAUACAUGCAGCUAGAGAGUCUGAACGUACAGCGGGAAGACUAGAUCGUCCAAACAUGUCUCAAGCUCAUAGGGAAGAGGAUUUACGUGAAAACCUUUUUAGUCAUCUAGACAACUGGAGGAUAGAUAAUACAUGGAGCACUAAUGUGAUUGAUAUUGAGACCUCUGCGUCAUAUAUCUGCAAAGCACUACUUAAUGACUCCUCUGCAUCUAAAGAUAUUCUGAAGUUUCGCGCAGAAGCAUUGGAUAAGUUGGGAAAAAUCUUCAAAGGUACGAGUCCUCCUUUCCAUAGAGAGUACAGUAUCUGCCUUGAAGAUGGACAGGAGAUCGAAAAUGAUGACUCAGAUUUUUCAGACUAA